AUGCCUUCCAGGGACGAUAUUCGCUCCCUAUCCACUGAGCAACGCUGGAUCCCUCCUUCAACUGUUAGACGCGAUGCACUCACCCCAGAAAGCCGAAAUGAUCUCAUCUUUAGAAAGGUGCGGGGUAUUCUUAACAAGCUCACACCGGAAAAAUUCGCAAAGCUGAGCAACGACCUGCUCAACGUUGAGCUUAAUUCCCAUGUGAUUCUCAAGGGUGUUAUUUUCUUGAUCUUCGAAAAAGCACUUGAUGAACCCAAGUACAGUUCUAUGUACGCACGGCUGUGCAAACAGCUGUCUGACGAAGCCGCAAACUUUGAACCCCGUAAACCGAUCGAUGAAAGUCAAAAAGGCCAGAGCACAUUCAGAGUUCUUUUACUUAACAAGUGCAAAGACGAGUUCGAAAAUCGUUCAAAAGCAAGCGAGGCAUUCGAGAAUCAAGAUGAGCUUGGUCCCGAAGAAGAAGAGCGCCGACAGGUGGCCAAGCGCAAGAUGCUUGGUAACAUCAAAUUCAUUGGGGAGCUCGGGAAAUUGGGUAUCGUAUCGGAGCCGAUUUUACAUCGUUGCAUCCAGCAGUUACUGGAGAAGAAAAGGCGAGGGGGAUCCCGGGGGGACGCGGCGGAGGAUAUCGAAUGCCUCUGCCAGAUUAUGCGUACCUGCGGCCGUAUCCUUGACUCGGAUAAGGGCCGCGGACUCAUGGAUCAAUACUUCAAACGUAUGAACUCUCUGGCAGAGAGUAGGGAUCUUCCUCUACGCAUCAAAUUCAUGCUGCGUGAUGUGAUUGAGUUACGCCGUGAUGAUUGGAAACCGCGCAAGGCCACAAGCACCGAAGGCCCUAUGCCGAUUAAUCAGAUCCGCAACGACAACGAGGAGCCAUCGCGGGGAAACGGUUUCCACAGAGGACGAGAGGAUCGCCUCGGUGCGGAGUUUUUACGAAAAAUGGGACGAGGCGGAUUAGACGUGGAGAUGAUGGGAAGUAUACCAUUGACUUCCCCCUCAUUCGGUAUGCCACCACCACCAUUCAGUCCGAAUGGAUUCGCAGGAACUCCUGGCGUUGGUUAUGGCCGCCACAACCAACGUAAUCAGCCAGGAGGAGGCUACUAUCCAAACCAGAGUCGUCAUCAGAACAAUUAUGAGGGAAAACGCAACCAACCGCAACAUAAUUUACCGCAAAACUUUAACAACAAUAGCAAUAAAGAACAACUUCGAUUCAACAAAAAUAAGAUGCUGAUCGGAGGACAUCCAGAAGAAGUGUCUCUAAGACCCUCAGCCAAUUCAAUGAUGUUCAAACAAACCAACAUCAACUUGAACCUACCUCUCAACAAUGAUUUGUUCCCAGGACGGGGCUCAGACAUGCCACUCUUACGUACUACUGCUCUGAAGCCCAGCUCGCCUUUACUGCACAAAGAAACACCACCUGCUAUUGUGAUCAAACAAGGUCCUGUAGACAAACGGGAGAAAGCUAGGGACAGAAAAGACAAAGGACCUACACGAGAGGAAGUGUUGAAGAAGGUGAAUGCCUUAAUGGACGACCUCGCGUCCCACACGAAUGUGCAAGACGCUCUGACAGCCUUCAAAGAUCUUAAGAUACCCGAACGAUUCUUGCGUCACGCAAUCUGCACAAUGUAUUCAAACACGUUAGAUCGUGGAGAUUCUGAACGUGAGCUCGCUGCCAAACUCAUAGCUGAAUUAAAAAAAGAAAACUUGCUCACUCUACAGCAAGUGAACGAAGGAUGGAAGGAAUUAGUGGCCAGUAUUUCGGAGAAGGAGAGUACCGUGCCUUUGGUAGCGUCUCACGUUGCCUUGCUGACAGCUAAGGCUAUAGUGGACAAUUUAAUCCAAUUGACGGAUCUCGCCUCGGAAACAGAAAAUGGUCGUCAUCAUCCACUGUUUCUAUUGACCCUACAGCAACUCCACAAAACCCAGGGCAAGGCGAGACUUACGCAAAUCUUUAACGACAGCAAAGUGGAUCUUAUCAGCCAACUGCCAGAAGCGGAAAAAACGAAGGAACGUUUGGGUGAGAUCUUGGAAGAUCGGGAAUUGACUUUCCUCUAUCCUCUUCUCAGAAUCCAGGGUGAUAUGUGGCGUCAAUUAGAAGCUGAUCCGGCGCCCAAUGCUCUUUACAAAUGGAUCAAGGAGAAGCUGGAUCCCCAACACCAUUCUGAUCCCGCAUUCAUUAAUGCUAUGAUGAAUGUACUUUUCAAGUAUAUCACUGGGGAGACAACAUUGGCGCCCGGUGUUGAUCCGACCGUAAAUCCAGACAAACAACUGCAAGAGAAGGAAAGUGCGUUACUGCAGAAAUAUGCACGCUUUAUUCGCACAUUCCUGACUACCAUCGACUCACAAGUUACGGCUCUUCAUGCGCUUCAAGUGUUUUGCUUCUCGCACAAUUUUCCAAAAGGGCUGCUGCUACGAUGGUUCAUAGCACUCUAUAACCUUGAAGUUAUCGAAGAAGAAGCAUACCACAAAUGGAGAGACACCGUUACCGAUGCUUAUCCGGGCAAGGGCAAGGCAUUAUUCCAGGUAAAUUCCUGGUUAACAUGGCUUGCUGAAGCAUCAGAGGAAGAAGAGGAAGACGACGAGGAUGAGAAGAAUUAAUUGCAAAAGCCUCGAGAGCAUUAUUCAGACUAUCUAUGAUUUGGAAUAGAGUUUUACUAUCUAUAUCGCUGAAUCACAGGAAGUGUUUCAGUUUUACUAAUUGAGUUAUCACCAUCCAGAAUUGCAAACAUCUUGUUAGUCUGUCUCAAGCCCUCACGCGUGGUUGGAAAAAGAACGGACUUUACAAUCAUGUCUGAAAGGAAUAAGAUAGUUUGUAGUCAACGAGUGGUAUACGACAGACGUUUCAAGCAAGACGUUUUAGAAUCUUUUUUUUAGAUAAUUAAAUAUCGGUAUAAUUUAUAAAAUAUAAUAUUGAGCCAGCAGAAAUAAUCAAGAUACUACGCCACUGUAUGGUCAUGGUGCAGAAAACAAAAAAAGAAAAAGCACGAGACAAAUUAAUCUGGUCAUUCUUGUGUUAUCCGAGUUUUUGUCUAGUAUUGUGCAUGUGUCACGUUUUGUAAGUAUCCUUUUUUGUUCGCGGCAAUAAGUGGAGUCGUUUUGUUAUCUCUGUGUACCAAGCAUUACAUUUAUUACGAGGAAUUAUUACUAUGAUUAUUAAUAUUAUUAUUAAUUAUACAUAAUUGAUUAUUAUCAAUAACCGAAAUAUAUCUACAUCUUUCUAAUGAAGACUAAAAAAGAAAAAAAAGUAUGUCGAAAUUAAUCAGAAGCAAAGGGCCGACAGUAGUGUACGUAAACAGUGAAGCACUUUUCUUUUCGGAACAGAAAUGAAAUUAGAUUGCAGUUUAGGAUACACCAAGUACAAGCGUUAUACCCCUAAAUUAAAACAGAAAUGAAAAAAAAAUGAGCAACACCGUUUGCCCGUGUAUCUACUUGCUGCGCCAUUUGAUUCUAAUAAGUACUAAUUAAUUACAAUUAUAAUAACAACCAGCAGCCAACAUCACAUCCAUUUAACGUAAUAAUUAGCGAACACUAGUGACACGACUAAAACUCGUAUUUAAAAGGAAAAAAAGAAUAAAAUAUGCCUUGGUGUAAUUUAUUACAGAUGGCCCUCUGGUUGUUGCGUUGAUGACCGAUCAUCACACCUCACCUCACCUCACCUCACAUUUCCCACUUUAUAUAUACACAUAUAU
Molecule: messenger RNA, 3686 nt
Organism: Trachymyrmex cornetzi
Lineage: Eukaryota; Metazoa; Arthropoda; Insecta; Hymenoptera; Formicidae
Gene: NAT1
Product: N-acetyltransferase 1
Exons: 6
Coding region: 1-2595 (864 amino acids)
Cellular component (GO): eukaryotic translation initiation factor 4F complex
Molecular function (GO): translation initiation factor activity; mRNA binding; protein binding
Source: RefSeq, a predicted model, not a curated record